GGCUGUUACUCUGCCUCGUUGAGACGACACACACACACACACACACACACACACACACACACACAGUCACACACACGGACUAUAAGAUUCAACUUCACACCAAACACACCUCUUCCACUGAGAGGACGUCCACAGGAGGGAAUACUGGAACACCUUCCACUUCAAGCAGCUGCUGAAUCCACACGCUGAGAGUUUCACCAGAACAAAGACUCAAAGUGAAAGUAAGUCUCAGGGAACAGGGAGCGGCUGCUGCUGAGUUUUCUGCUUCACUCAGAGACAACAUGGCUUCCAGAUUAGAGGAAGAUUUCUGCUGUACUGUCUGCCAUGACAUCUUUAAAGAUCCUGUGGUCCUGUCCUGCAGCCACAGCUUCUGUAGAGCCUGUCUGCAGACCUGGUGGACGGAGAAAGUCAUCAAGGAGUGUCCACUUUGUAAGAGACCUUCAGAUUAUGAACCUCCCUGUAACCUGGUGUUGAAGAACCUGUGUGAGAGUUUCCUACAGGAGAGAGGUCAGAGACCUCCAGAGGCUCUCUGCAGUCUGCACUCUGAGAAACUCAAACUCUUCUGUCUGGACCAUCAGCAGCCAGUGUGUGUCGUCUGCAGAGAUUCAGAGAAACACAGCAACCACAGAUUCAGACCCAUCGAUGAAGCUGCACGACAACACAGGAAGGAGCUUCAGGAAACUCUGCAGCCCUUAAAGGAGAAGUUAGAGACUUUUAAAGAAGUUAAAGUGAAGUUUGAUCAAACAGCAGGACACCUGAAGGUCCAGGCCCGACGCACAGAGACGCAGAUUAAGAAGCAGUUCAAGAAGCUUCACCAGUUUCUAGAAGAGGAAGAGGAGGCCAGGAUGGCUGCACUGAGGGAGGAAGAGGAGCAGAAGAGGAGGGUGCUGGAGAGGAAGAUGGAGGCUGUGAGCAGAGAGAUAGCAGCUCUUUCACACACAGUCAGAGACACAGAGGAGGAGCUGAGAGCUGAAGACGUCUCCUUCCUGCACAACUACAAGGCUGCAGUGGAGAGGCUGCAGCGCCCCCUGCUGGAGGACCCACAGCUGCCCUCAGGAGCUCUGAUAGACCAGGCCAAACACCUGGGCAACCUCAGCUUCAACAUCUGGAGCAAGAUGAAGGACAUGGUGUCCUACUCUCCUCUCAUCCUGGACUCAAACACUGCUCAUCCACGACUCAUCCUGUCUGAAGAUCUGACCAGUGAGAGGAGGGAGAGGAGGGAGAGAGGAACAGAACUUCCUGAUAAUCCAGAGAGGUUUGAUGACUGCUCAGUCCUGGGCUCUGAGGGCUUUGACUCAGGGACUCACAGCUGGGAGGUCCAGGUUGGAGACAAUACAGGCUGGGAACUGGGUGUGUUAGCAGAGUCUGUCCAGAGGAAGGGAGACAUAGAGUCUGGAUUAUGGAGAAUAGAUUAUUAUGAAGGUGAAUACUCAGCACGGUCACCAUCAGCUCCAGAAACUCCUCUCCUCCUGCAGAAGAAGCUCCAGAGGGUCAGAGUGAGUCUGGACUGGAACAGAGGACAGCUGUCGUUCUCUGAUCCUGACACGAACACACACAUACACACCUUCACACACACUUUCACUCAGAGGAUGUUUCCAUUCAUUAGCAAUUGGGAUGUGCGCCCACUUCAGGUGUUACCAGUGAAGGUCUCUGUGACUGUAGAACAACAUGAUGAUGAAGAUGAUGAUGAUGGUCAUGAUGAUGAUGAUGAUGAAUAUGCUUAGCUAUGCAGACCUUCCUGCUAAGUGUUCCUUUCUCCCAAACAGUGAAGGCUUCUCAGAUGGUUGUUAGCAGGUUAACCCUUAAAGACAGAGCUGGAGGAUUCCUCAGAGAUAUGUCAAACUGUUCCUUUAAUGUUUGGUCAGGAGGCAGCUGAUGUAUUUCAGUGUUUGAGUUGAUCAGGGACCAGUCGUAUAAGUUUGUGUUCAGCUCAGUGUGAUUUUAUUUUCUGGUGACUUGUUGUUAAUCAAAUAAAUGAAAAAGAAAAGAAAGUUCUGAGUAUCUUAUUUUGGCAAAAGAGUGAAUUGACUUUUUACAGCUGAGGUUAAACUUCUCAAAUGAACAAAAACAAAACAGUUUGCAGACAGGCAGCACAAAGGAACACUAUAACAGUUCAAGGGACACAAGAAGGUGAGAAAGGUAUGAUGAUAACAAUAAAAUACAAUAUAUUAAACCUCUCUGAAAAAUACAGGAAGACAAAAGAAAGUAAUAUAAUCAAAUAGAGGAACCCUCUCCAGACGGACAGACGUGCAAUAGAUGUGUGUACGUUAAAAAGAUAAACCAGUUACACCACAGGUCGUCCAAAUGCUGGAGCACGUCUGUAAAGAAGAAGAAGAUGGAUCCAGGCGGAUGCCGUGGAUCCUGCGGGGGCCACCGGUGGGUUUCUCUUCUUCAUGAGACAUGUUGCACAGCAGCACUUUGCACCUGCACCAGGUUACACUCUUUGGGUGUUGAGCAAUGGAGGAGGUGCAGUGGUGGUUUUCGUUCUUCUUUGCCACAAAAUAUACUUUACAAUCAUUCUGAAUAUUAACACAAGGAUGAGACAACGUUUGAGACAUUAAAGAUACCCUGCAUUCAGAA
This is a messenger RNA of Gymnodraco acuticeps, 2580 nucleotides long. Its product is annotated as zinc-binding protein A33-like. The coding region runs from base 282 to 1724 and encodes 480 amino acids. Gene Ontology annotation, molecular function: zinc ion binding; protein binding. The record is from RefSeq and is a predicted model, not a curated record. Lineage: Eukaryota; Metazoa; Chordata; Actinopteri; Perciformes; Bathydraconidae. The transcript has 2 exons.